Messenger RNA from Solanum lycopersicum (tomato), 541 nucleotides. RefSeq lists its product as uncharacterized. Lineage: Eukaryota; Viridiplantae; Streptophyta; Magnoliopsida; Solanales; Solanaceae. The record is from RefSeq and is marked predicted.
GAUCCCAAAACAAAUACUCCGACCCGGAACCCGACUCUGGUGCUGAACAAAUUUGUGGCAGCCAUUUCUCUGUUCUCUUUGUAGAGGAUUUUGUGAUUCUGGUUGUUCUUCAUCUUGCGAUUUGCGACCCUCGUCAUCAGGUUCUUGAAGUUGACCAGUGAUGGGAAAUAGGCCAGCAAAGCCGGAGAGAGAUGAGGUGCUUUUGAAGAUUGUGCCUCCUCUAGAUCAAGCAUACGUUAGAUGGCUUGCUCGUGAUCUCGAGAGAAUUCAUGGCUUCACUCCAAGAAACCCUCGUGCUGUAAGGCCACCCGAUCAUUACAUAGAAUACAUGCGUUUACAGGGAUGGUUGGAUGUCAGCUUAGAUGACCCCGACCUUGCUCAUCUACUUAAAUAGUGAAGUAUAUCAACUGCAAUACUCUUAAGAACAUGUAUAAACUUCAAAUUGAUGUUUAGUUUUCUGUACUGGUACAUUGAGAUUCAGAUCCUGUGUAUGAUUUUAUGAAAUGGAAAUCUUGUGAAAUAUCACUUGUUUGCUUGAGCU